GUCCGGCGGCGCGACAUGGCGGAGGAGGGCGAGGGGAAGGCCGCGCUGGAGAUGGUCCAGGCAGAUGGGACAGAUGGAAACUGCGUCACGUUUGUGCUGCACGACGAAGACCACACGCUUGGCAACUCCCUGCGAUACAUGGUCAUGAAGAACCCUGAUGUGGAGUUCUGCGGCUACUGCAUCACCCACCCCUCGGAAAGCAAGAUCAACUUCCGGAUCCAGACCAGAGGGUCCCUUCCUGCUGUUGAGCCGUUCCGGAAGGGGCUGAAUGACCUGAUGGGUGUUUGCCAGCACGUGCUCAACACCUUUGAGAAGAGCAUGAAGGAAUACAGGGCGCAGAGGGAGGAAGAGAUGCAGUAGCAGUUGGGGCUGGCAGUCCCCGUGGGUGUGUGUAAUGUCUGUGUGUCAUUCCCUGUGUCAAGAGGUGCUUUUUUAUGACUAUUUUGAUGCAAAUAUGUAUUUUCUGUAAUAAUAAAGCAUAUAAAGUUUGCUGCGGA
This is a messenger RNA of Oxyura jamaicensis (ruddy duck), 497 nucleotides long. It is a transcript of the gene POLR1D, whose product is annotated as DNA-directed RNA polymerases I and III subunit RPAC2-like. The transcript has 5 exons. Bases 16 to 360 code for a protein of 114 amino acids. NCBI's taxonomy places the organism in Eukaryota, Metazoa, Chordata, Aves, Anseriformes, Anatidae. Gene Ontology annotation, biological process: DNA-templated transcription. Gene Ontology annotation, molecular function: DNA-directed RNA polymerase activity; DNA binding; protein dimerization activity. Gene Ontology annotation, cellular component: RNA polymerase III complex; RNA polymerase I complex. The record is from RefSeq and is a predicted model, not a curated record.